Molecule: messenger RNA, 1566 nt
Organism: Dichotomopilus funicola
Lineage: Eukaryota; Fungi; Ascomycota; Sordariomycetes; Sordariales; Chaetomiaceae
Product: general substrate transporter
Exons: 4
Coding region: 1-1566 (521 amino acids)
Biological process (GO): transmembrane transport; carbohydrate transport
Cellular component (GO): membrane
Molecular function (GO): carbohydrate:proton symporter activity
Source: RefSeq, a predicted model, not a curated record
AUGAAGUUGCCAACCAUCUACAAUGUCUACCUCGUAGCCAUCAUCGCGACCCUUGGUGGCGCUUUGUUUGGUUUCGAUAUUUCCUCCAUCUCGGCCAUCGUGGUCACUCCCCAGUACAUCGAAUACUUUAACAACCCGUCCGGCGUGAUCCAGGGCGCCAUCGGCUCGGCUCUGGCCGCCGGUUCCGUUAUUGGAUCUGCGGUCGCCGGCCCCCUCUCCGACAGGUUCGGCCGCCGCGAUUCCAUUCUAUUCUCUUGCGUUUUCUGGCUCGUCGGCACCGCCGUCCAAGUCGCCUGCCAGAACACCGGCCAGCUGAUCGCCGGCCGCGUGCUGAACGGCUUCACCGUCGGCAUCACCUCCGCCCAGGUGCCCGUCUACCUGGCCGAGAUCGCCAAGGCCGAGAAGCGCGGCUCGCUCGUCAUCAUCCAGCAGCUCGCCGUCGAGUUCGGUAUUCUCAUCAUGUACUUCAUCGGCUACGGCUGCAGCUUCAUCGAAGGCACCGGCUCGUUCCGUACGGCCUGGGGCACCCAAUUCAUCCCUUGCGUCUUCCUCAUCCUCGGCCUCCCCUUCCUGCCCCGCUCUCCUCGUUGGCUUGCCAAGGUCGGACGCGACCAGGAGGCGCUCGAGACCCUUGCCAACAUCCACGCUGGGGGCGACACCACUGACCCGCUAGUUAUUGCCGAGUGGGAGGAGAUCCGCACCGUCUUGCAGGCUGAGGUUGAGGCCGGUCAGGGGCUGGGCAAGUUCUACCGCAACGGCAUGUGGAAGCGCACUCUGGCUGGCAUGUCUGUCCAGGCCUGGCAGCAACUGGCUGGCGCCAACGUCAUUGUCUAUUACCUCACCUACAUCGCCCAGAUGGCUGGCCUGACUGGCAAUGUUGCCAUGGUCACUUCCGGUAUUCAAUACGCCGUCUUCAUUAUCUUCACCGCCGUCAUGUGGCUCUUCAUUGACAAGACCGGCCGCCGCACCCUCCUCGUCUGGGGCGCCAUUGGCAUGGGCUUCUGCCAUCUCGUCGUCGGUGGGACCAUGGGCGCCCACAGCACCUACCACCCGGAGGGCGUCGGUGACCCGCCCAACGCCAACAUCGUCAUCUCGGUCGACCACGGCGCCCCCGCCAACACCGUCAUCACCUUCUCCUACCUCCUCAUCGUCGUCUACUCCCUCACCUUGGCCCCCGUGUGCUGGAUCUAUGCCGCCGAGGUCUGGUCUCUCGGCACCCGCGCCACGGGUAUGUCCUUGGCCGCCCUCAGCAACUGGGUCUUCAACUUCGCCCUGGGCAUGUUUGUCCCGCCCGCCUUCAUCAACAUCACCUGGAAGGUCUUCAUCGUUUUCGGCGUGCUGUGCGUCGUGGCCGCUGUUUGGUUCUGGCUCCUGUACCCGGAGACCUGCGGCAAGACCCUCGAGGAGAUCGAGCUCAUGUUCGCCCCGGGCGCCGUGGCUCCCUGGAAGACCAAGAAGGGCGAGUCCCGUUUGGCUGCCGAGAUUGCCGAGGUCACGGCUCGUCAGCAGAAGGGCGAGCAUGGUGGUACCGCUGCCCCGGAGGCUACCAACGAGGAGAAGGUGUAA